This is a messenger RNA of Perca flavescens (yellow perch), 4492 nucleotides long. It is a transcript of the gene plpp5, whose product is annotated as phospholipid phosphatase 5. Gene Ontology annotation, biological process: phospholipid metabolic process; phospholipid dephosphorylation. Gene Ontology annotation, cellular component: membrane. The coding region runs from base 242 to 1042 and encodes 266 amino acids. The transcript has 8 exons. NCBI's taxonomy places the organism in Eukaryota, Metazoa, Chordata, Actinopteri, Perciformes, Percidae. Gene Ontology annotation, molecular function: phosphatidate phosphatase activity. The record is from RefSeq and is a predicted model, not a curated record.
UAUGUAGCCGCAAGCUUAACACAGCGCUCAUCUCCUCCGUGGCACCCUUCCUUGUCUCUUCUCAAAUGUGCGACUUACUCCGUCGGCAGAAGCAGAGGAUGUUGAGGCUUAAUUCAUGUUAACUACACACGUUAAUAUGAGGAUGAAGAGAUAAAAUAACACCUUGUUGAAGUCUCAGUUAAGUUAAAUGAAAGUGGAGUGACAAUGUUUGCUGUUGACUGAAGUCCACUCAAGAACCAAAAUGAAGAGGAGGCUGCUUCGUGGUUUUCUGUCGGAAAUUUCCAUCCGGAUGGCGCUGUUGAUCGUGUUCCUUGUGACGGAGCAGCUUCCUCCUUUCUACCGUGAGAUCCAGCAAGAGGAAAUGUGGUUGUAUAAAUUCCAUCGUGUGGAGAGAGACCAUGUACCCACUUCUCUUAUGUUUAGUAUAGCAGUUUUCACCCCGCUGAUUGUAAUCCUGGUUUUCACCUUCCUGAUGAAGUCGGAACGAGGCGAUCUAAAAGAAGCCUCGCUGGCUGUGACUUUGACUCUGGUGCUGAACGGAGUUUUCACCAACGUCAUCAAACUUGUUGUUGGCAGGCCACGACCAGACUUCUUCUAUCGCUGUUUCCCAGACGGUCAGAUGAACCUGGAGUUGCGCUGCAGCGGUGACCCAGAUGUAGUCAUGGAGGGCAGGAAGAGCUUUCCCAGCGGGCAUUCUUCCUUUGCCUUUGCAGGUUUGGGUUUCACAGCGCUGUACAUCGCAGGAAAGCUGCGCUGCUUCGGUGCAGCAGGCCAAGGCAGAGCGUGGCGGCUGUGUGCCUUUCUCACACCUUUACUCAUUGCGACUGUGAUCGCCCUCUCCAGAACCUGCGACUACAAACACCACUGGCAAGAUGUAUUGGUGGGUUCUCUUCUGGGCCUCUCCUUUGCCUGGUUGUGUUACAGACAACACUACCCUCCUCUUCAGGACGCUGAGUGCCACAGACCUCUGCGUCACAGAGAGACUGUUCCCGCCGCACAGGAGCGCAAACUGGCCAACUCCAACUACAUCCUGCCCCUGUAGACUGCUAUCUGCUCUGUUACUGGUGUCGUUCAUACUGGGUUACAUGGUAAUCCUUCUAAUUCCAAUUUUCACACCCGUAGGGCUGGGCAGUCAAUAUUUAUUGUUUAUCGUCAAUCAUUGUAACUGUAUUGUGGAUUUCUUUUUGUAUGGUGACACAUGGUGUAUUUUCUAAACUAAAAAAGACUAAUGCCACAUUUCUUCUGAAUGGUUUCUGAAACACUUGAGAGUUGCUGUAAAUAACAACUCCAGUUUAACAACUACAUGAACAACUUGAAGUGUGAGUUUCCAAAUCUAAACCGACAUCAUUACAUAUAAAAGUUAUCAACAUUGAAGGGCCUGGUGGAUACAAUGACUUCUAUUAUUUUCCAUAAGGCCCAGCCCUUAACACGCUGUGUAUUGUGCCUAUAGAUUACAUCACUUUAAAUACGCACAACAGCUGAGCAGGUCAACUACACAAGCACUGCACUAAUAGUCCACUGCCCAUCAACCACCGGCUCAGCUGCUGUGAGGCAGUUUGUCAUGUUGGAACACUUUUUGGGGAUUGUUUUGUAAACUUGCAACUUUUUCAACAAGCAGGGUUGAGGUUUGUGCGUGCACGGAUGUUCAUUCUUGACUUUUGGGAAAACAAUAUAUGGUAAAGAGAAUCAGUGCUCAACCUUAUGCCGAAACGAUUAUGUGGUUAAGUUAACACUUUUGAUAAUUGACAAUUUUUUUGGUUGUUAAAGCUUUGGGUUUUUGCAGCUUCUUAAAUGUUAAGAUUUGCUGCUUUUUUGUCAUUGUGAAUUUAAUGUAUAAAUAUUGGUAAGACAAAACAAGCAGUUUGAAGUUUUGACAUUUAUCAGACUAAAUCAUUGACUAAUCAAUUAAUAUAAAAGAAUACUUAAGAUGUUAGAUAACUAAAAUAAUCAUAAUUUUUUAGCUCAAGCUCAAAAGGGUCCUUUUAUUAAUGAUUGAGAGCUUUCAACUGCAUCUUGAAGUGUUCUGCAAAAGGAGCUGGUUCAGGUGUAAUCACGAGAACUGAAAGUGAAACAACAGCAGACUGAAAGAACACCAUAAGGAGAUCCUUGAACCAAUACACGGGUUAAAAUCUUUCCUCCGUACACAACCACUGACCGUUCCAAAUAAUUAGCAUGUGGACCUUUUGAGUUUAGAUCAUCUGCACCAUAUUGUAUUUGAUUUGACAACCACAAACUGGUGUAGUAAGAGGUGUUUAUGUGGGCUGUUUGUAUCUAAAAGUAGGGGUGGGUGAUACGGAUAAACUCCUAUCAGUAUAUGUCUUUUUACACCAUCAUAUCAAUACUUUAAUAUCUGUGAAAAAGCUCAGAAAUGUCCUAAACCAACUGGGCGCUGUAGUUUUUAGUAAACAUUACUCAUCCGGGAGUAAAUAGUGCAUUUGUUGGGGACUAGUUUCAGCUGUGGAUUAAUACACAUUUAGUGGCCAUGUUGCUUUGGGACAACAAUGAAGGUCUAUGGCACAAAUGAAAAAGAUAUGUCCGGCUUUGUUUACACACAAUGCUUUUCAGUAGGAUCAAUUCAUUGUUGGUUUUUGAUUUGUUUAAAAACAAAAAAGUACAGAAUAUCACCAGACUUUAUGAUAAAAAUCUUUAACAUUUGACAAAAUUGCUAUCGUCCCACAGUACAUAUGGCCCACCCUGCUCUGAAAGCACCUUUAUGCAUAAAGCAGGUUAAUCAAAACCACUUGGUCAGCUGUAUAUCUUCAAUCUAUCUCCACAUUGCUCCACUGUUUCUGAGUGCUUUAAAUCUUUCUGUCUUCCUAUAUUAUAUUUAGAAUGUUUCCAUUCACAGAUUGUUUGAUUAACAUCUGGAAAGGGUUCAUAUGCCCAGUCCUUAGUAUAACGCACUGAUGUAGCAGCUCCACUCAUCUCUUCUCACAGUUUUUGCAGUGCUUGCUGUACUUUCUUUGUGACAAACACAAAUGAUAAUCACAACUUUGCUCUAACUAAGACAGCACAUCUGUUAAUAUAGUUAAUAUGACUGUAACAGAAGGUUUUCCUACACGAGUGGUCUCAGGCUGACUGUAGGUCUGGUUCUCGUAACUCUUCUGGCUCCUCUGCCAACAAUUCUGAAGUGUGAAUGUUCACCAGAAGUGUACAGGGGUUAGUUGUUGGAGUGACAGUGACACCAGAUCUUUCUGAUGAACCUGAGUGCGGUCAGAUUGUAACCUCUUCAGGUGAUGGUGCUAGCCUCCCAGUGCUCCUUUUGGUGAGGUUUUCUAUCCUGUUAAUUGUUUUAUUGGCAUGUAAAGGUUUUUGUUUUCUGGAAGUUUUUCAUCAACUUUAACACUUAGCAAACGCUAAAGUCUGUGAUUCAGUUAUGAUUUAACAACUUUUUUUGUUAAAUGUGAUUUUUGUUAAAUCUUUUUUUUUUCUGUUUUAUCUUUCCGUUGGGUUUGUAAGAUUGGUUUUCAAUUGGAAAGGUUGAAAACAUGAUUGUGUGCAAUCAGCCAAAGUUUUGCGGGGUCAAAGCACACACGUCGCUGUGAAUCAAGCAGCUGGAUCACAGUGGUUUCAGACCAAACUUGGCAGAGAAAAACAGAUGAAUUUGUGCCUUUGUUUACUACAUUAAUUUGUUACUCUUAGUUAAAUAAUUAAUUAUAUACUGCAUGUCCUCCCUGUCACGUACACAACUUUGUUCUGAAUCUUAUUUUAUUUUAUUUUUUUAAGUGUAUAGGAGUCCGUUGUGAAUAUACUACAUGAUGUUUAAAUGUGGCAUGCUGCCUUUCUUUACCUCAGAAAAAAAAAAUCUUUCUUUCCAUAAAUGUUAUUGUUGAUGGAGUCAAAUGUGAAACUGUCUGGGUGAGAGAGUAGCUAAGAGGAGAAAAAACUUAACUUUUUACAAAACUUAGACACAAAUAAUAUCUUACGUUACUUGGUCAAUCUUACAGGUAUUAUGAUAUGACGUAUAGGUCUAAGUGUAUUUAAUUUUGGGGCAUGUAGGAAUUUACUUGAAUUUUGAAUAUUUGUUUGUUUACCUUUAAAUGUGAUCAUGUUAUUUCAUGGAAAUAGGAAUCAUAUUUGUGGGCACGUGGCUUUCUGGGGCAUCUUUAGACAAAAAAAAUGUAUUCGACUUUGCUGCAUUUUGAUAAAAUCCUGCAUGUUUCACAGCUAAAUAGCAACAUAUUUACUUCAUUACUUCCUUCCAAAUCCCAUCAGUCUCCAAUCCAAUCCAUUUUCAUCUGUUUCUAUUAAUUUAUGUACAUGAAUACUGUAUCAGGUUGUGGAUUGUGUCUGGUUUCUUUCAGAUCUUCUGUCAUUACAAGGGACGAUACUAAAACUUGCCUGUUUGCUUUAUUUAUGUCAUGCUUAUCAUAAUUUGCCUUGGCUUGUAUAGCAGCCACUUUUGCUGAUAUCCUGAUUGUACAUGUUGUGAUGCUUUUAACAACUCUUUUGGUUUCUAAAUAAUCUUGCAAUACACACUGUCCUUUGCUUA